AUGACUCCUAUAUCUCCCUCUCUCCCUGUCAUCAUCGUGGGCGCGGGUAUGGUGGGAUUGACUCUCGCCCAAGCACUCAAAAAAGCCGGCAUUCCUUACAAAAUCUACGAACGUGACAGCUCAUACGAUACAGAGAAAGGGCGUGGGUGGGCUCUCACAGUGCACUGGGCACUCGCUGCCCUGGAAGAAUGUCUUCCUGUAGAGCUUUUCGAUCGCCUCGAGUCGAUCCAGGUGGAUCCCACCCUCAGUGACACUCGGCGCUUCUGCUUCAUCGACCUGGCGACCGGUAAACCAAAAUAUGUGAUACCACCAACAAAGCGUCACCGUGUCAACCGCCGCCUUCUCGGCAACCUGCUUGGCGAAGGCAUUGACAUCAUCUACAACAAAACACUUGCCCGUUUCGACGCCAAGGAGGACAGGGUCGAAGUACACUUCACAGAUAGCACGUCAACUAAUGGAUGUCUCCUCGUCGGCACCGACGGACGUAAUAGUAAAACCCGUCGUCUUCUUCUCGGUGAGAAACUCGGCGGUGUCAACCCACUUCCUGUUCGCAGCCUCGGCGCAACAAUCACCAUGACCCCAGAGGAAUUCGCUCCAAUUCGUACAAUCGACCCCCUGCUCUUCCAAGGUACUCAUCCAGACACGGGUGUCUACAUGUGGUUCUCUCUCGUUUCCAGUCCCACAAUCAACGGCAGCCUUGAAACGCAAACACCCUAUUAUGAGGGUCAGUUGAUUCAGUCCUGGUUACACAGGAGUGAAGCCAAUAAGGUGCCGGAAACGAAUCAAGAGCGACUCACGGUGUUCAAGCGAAAUGCGCAUAGCUUUGAUCACCGUCUGCGAGAUGCCGUGUUAUCCCUUCCAAGUGACACCAGCAUACUUGAAAUCAAGCUAGUCGAUUGGGUGCCCGUGCGGUGGGAUAAUCAAAACGGCCAUGUCACGGUCGCUGGGGACGGCGCACAUGCAAUGACAUCUUAUCGGGGCGAGGCGUUCAAUCACGGAGUCGCCGAUGCGGCGGUUUUAAGCAGAAACAUUAUUUCGGCGUGGAAGUCGUUGGAUCCGCAAAACACUUUGCAGCGUGCAGUGGGUAGAUACGAGGAGGAGAUGCGCGCUCGCACAUCGGACGCCGUGCUGCUGAGUACGCAGGCUUGUUUGGAGGCGCAUAAUCUGCAUGCUCUGCAGGCUGAUAGCCCAUGUGUGAGUAGAAGGGCGAAAGUGGCCAAGGAAGCAAGAGAGGCAAGAGCCCAGGCUCGGCUCGAGAUGGUUGCCUAA
Messenger RNA from Penicillium verhagenii, 1269 nucleotides. Its product is annotated as FAD-dependent oxidoreductase. The transcript has a single exon. Gene Ontology annotation, molecular function: FAD binding. The record is from RefSeq and is a predicted model, not a curated record. NCBI's taxonomy places the organism in Eukaryota, Fungi, Ascomycota, Eurotiomycetes, Eurotiales, Aspergillaceae. Bases 1 to 1269 code for a protein of 422 amino acids.